Peromyscus leucopus (white-footed mouse) is the source of this 6162-nucleotide messenger RNA. It is a transcript of the gene Ksr1, whose product is annotated as kinase suppressor of ras 1. Gene Ontology annotation, biological process: protein phosphorylation. NCBI's taxonomy places the organism in Eukaryota, Metazoa, Chordata, Mammalia, Rodentia, Cricetidae. Gene Ontology annotation, molecular function: protein kinase activity; ATP binding. Bases 788 to 3373 code for a protein of 861 amino acids. The record is from RefSeq and is a predicted model, not a curated record. The transcript has 20 exons.
CACUGACCCUGGAAGUCACCGACUGACUAGACUGGCUGGCCACCAAGCCUGAGGGAUCUUCCAGUCCCCGUCUCCCCAACCCCGAGGUUACAGAUGUGGGUCGCCUGGAUUCCUUUACUCGGGUUCUAGGGGUGUGAACUUGGGUCUUUUCCCUGUGUGGCAAGCACUUCACCAACUAAUCCCUCUCCUCAGUCCCCUUAAUUUUAUUUAUUUUAAAAACAGUUAUUUAUUGCUUUAAAGAAACAUUCCCCAAAUCUAACCCUGUUCGUUGUAAGGAAAGCAGAAAAACUUCAAAAAGAAAACGAAAUCGCCCCCAGAUGCUGGCAGUCCACCCUGACUUCUUGCUCAUCGUUUUCUUAUUUUGAGAGAGGAAGGGUCACUGGUCCUGGGGUCACUUCUAGCUGGGUGUCAGCUGCCCAUGCUCCUUUGCCACGGUCUUGUCUGCUGUCCAGGGCGUGUUGUGACUCUUCGGGCUUUUGUGUGCCCCAAAUGUGUUAGAGGCUGUGGGGGCUGAAGGGUAGCUGUAGUUCAUGUGGAGGCGGGGAGUCCCCAGAUGACUCACGGGAGGUAAGAGACAACAGUGCUCACCCUGGCUCAGUUCUUGCCUUUUGGAGGGAGCUAGUGGAGCAGGGAAAACUGGGUCCCGGCAGCCUGGGUCCCCACCCCCUGCCGUGAGGCCGCCAAGAGCCUAUGUGCCUCACGCCCAGCACCUGCUCUGGGAAGUAUGUGCUGACUCCCCGGCUCCCAAGCACAGACUAUUUUUGGCCACAGUGACUGUUUGCUAGUAAUGAAAACAGAAACCCCUCUCCCUGCCUUGUUCUUCCGUGGGACAGGGCACUGGGGGCCGGGGCCGCCGUGCUCGGGCCCCCUCACCAUGCAUUGCCUGUGGAGCUGGGUGAUGGCAAAGGCUUCAGGGGACCCAGGAACCCCACCACCCACCUUGCCGAGAGAAGCCCAAGGCUCCAGCCAGCCUGCACCAGAUGAGAGUUGUGAGGAGAUUCCCCAGGAGCUAACACUGGAUGCCUUGCUGGAGAUGGAUGAGUCCAAGGCCAAGGAGAUGCUGCGGCGCUGGGGGGCCAGCGCUGAGGAGUGUAGCCGGCUUCAGCAAGCUCUCACCUGCCUUCGGAAGGUGACCGGCCUGGGAGGGGAGCACAGAGAGGACUCCGGUUGGAGUUCGGCAGAGGCGCAGCGGGAAAGCAGCUCGGGACCUUCAGUGGACAUGCUCUCCCCGCUGGGCAGAGCGGGUGCCGGCACUCAGGGUCCUCGCUCCGUCUCCGUGUCAGCCCUGCCUGCCUCGGACUCUCCAGGCCCUGGCCUCAGUGAGGGCCUCUCGGACACCUGUAUUCCCUUGCACGCCAGUGGCCGGCUGACCCCCCGGGCCCUGCACAGCUUCAUCACACCCCCUACCACACCCCAGCUACGACGGCACGCCAAGCUGAAGCCGCCAAGGACACCCCCACCGCCAAGCCGCAAGGUCUUCCAGCUGCUACCCAACUUCCCCACACUCACACGCAGCAAGUCCCACGAGUCCCAGCUGGGCAACCGAAUCGAUGAAGUCUCCCCAAUGAGGUUUGACCUCCCUCAUGGAUCCCCACAGCUGGUACGAAGGGAUAUCGGGCUCUCAGUGACACACAGGUUCUCCACAAAGUCAUGGCUGUCACAGGUCUGCAAUGUGUGCCAGAAGAGCAUGAUGUUCGGGGUGAAAUGCAAACAUUGCAGGUUGAAAUGUCACAACAAGUGCACAAAGGAAGCCCCCGCCUGCAGAAUAUCCUUCCUCCCACUAGCCAGGCUUCGGAGGACAGAGUCUGUCCCCUCAGACAUCAACAACCCGGUGGACAGAGCAUCAGAGCCCCAUUUUGGAACCCUUCCCAAGGCCCUGACAAAGAAGGAGCACCCUCCAGCGAUGAACCUGGACUCCAGCAGCAACCCGUCCUCCACCACGUCCUCCACACCGUCCUCACCGGCGCCCUUCCUGACCUCAUCCAACCCCUCGAGUGCCACCACGCCCCCCAACCCCUCGCCUGGCCAGCGGGACAGCAGAUUCAACUUCCCAGCUGCCCACUUCAUUCAUCAUAGACAGCAGUUUAUCUUUCCAGACAUUUCCGCCUGUCCUCAGGCAGCCCCGCUCUCCAGCACAGCCGACAGCACACGGCCCGAGGACCAGCCCAAAGCAGACGUGCUGGGUGUUCAAGAAGCAGAGGCUGAGGAGCCCGAGGCGGGCAAGUCCGAGGCAGAAGACGAUGAGGAUGAGGUGGACGACCUCCCCAGCUCCCGCCGGCCUUGGCGGGGCCCCAUCUCUCGAAAAGCCAGCCAGACUAGCGUGUACCUGCAGGAGUGGGACAUCCCCUUUGAACAGGUGGAACUAGGCGAGCCCAUUGGGCAGGGCCGCUGGGGCCGGGUGCAUCGAGGCCGAUGGCAUGGCGAGGUGGCCAUUCGGCUGCUGGAGAUGGACGGCCACAAUCAGGACCACCUGAAGCUGUUCAAGAAGGAGGUGAUGAACUACAGGCAGACCAGGCACGAGAACGUGGUGCUCUUCAUGGGGGCCUGCAUGAACCCACCCCACCUGGCCAUUAUCACCAGUUUCUGCAAGGGGCGAACCUUGCACUCAUUCGUGAGGGACCCCAAGACGUCUCUGGACAUCAACAAGACGAGGCAGAUCGCCCAGGAGAUCAUCAAGGGGAUGGGCUAUCUUCACGCCAAGGGCAUUGUGCACAAAGACCUCAAGUCCAAGAAUGUCUUUUAUGACAACGGCAAAGUGGUCAUCACAGACUUCGGGCUGUUCGGGAUCUCGGGCGUGGUCCGGGAGGAACGGCGUGAGAACCAGCUGAAGCUGUCCCAUGACUGGCUGUGCUAUCUGGCCCCCGAGAUUGUUCGAGAAAUGACACCCGGGAGGGAUGAGGACCAGCUGCCCUUCUCCAAAGCUGCUGACGUCUAUGCGUUCGGGACUGUGUGGUAUGAGCUGCAGGCAAGAGACUGGCCCUUUAAACACCAGCCUGCAGAGGCCUUGAUCUGGCAGAUCGGAAGCGGGGAAGGAGUGAGGCGUGUCCUGGCGUCUGUCAGCCUGGGGAAGGAAGUCGGCGAGAUCCUGUCUGCCUGCUGGGCUUUCGACCUACAGGAGAGACCCAGCUUCAGCCUGUUGAUGGAGAUGCUGGAGAAGCUGCCCAAGCUGAACCGGCGGCUCUCCCAUCCCGGGCACUUUUGGAAGUCGGCUGACCGCUGGCGGAGCCGCUACUACGGGAAAGGACGCUAUGGUCACCCUGACUUUAAGAGUUCCUGUCCGGGUCUGGAGGAAUACAUUAACAGCAGCAAAAUCAUGCCCCGCUUUGAAAGGUUUGGCCUGGGGGCCCUGGAGUCCAAUAAUCCAAAGAUGUAGCCGGCCAUGCACAUUCGUGCAGAGGGUGUCUUCCUUUCUGAAACCUGGUUAUGAAACAUGCAAACCACCGCCACGAGGAAUGAGAGAAGCGUUGCAUGCCAAGCUACAGACCAGGAGUAUGACUCCUCCGUGAGGAAUGUGAUGGCAGCGGUGUGUGGGGCUCAGGAUCGGAGCCGUACAUGCCACUCCAGAUGACACCACUAAGCCAGUGUUUACACAGAGGUUGCUGCCCCGCAAGCUUGGUGUUUUAUGGUAGUUAAUAAUAGUUCCACAGAAGGGUGCUGGCACUUCGGAGCAACAGAAAUGCCCCCCUCUCGCCGCCCCCUUCUCCAAGGUCCUGCAGCAGUGAGGGGCCCAGAGGAGCAAGAAGGAAGAAAAGCAGCAUGAAUGCAGAGCUGUUCUGGGGAAAGAGGACAUGGUGGGAGGUUUGCCCUGGCCUAUGCUUUGGCCCUAACCCCCACUGGUCCCUCUCUUUGUCCAUAAGGAACACCAACCCUUCCUUAGCUAGUGGGAGAAAGCCUGGCUAGGAACCCUUCUGGAUUAUGGGGUCAGGAGUUCCUCAAGAGUUUGGAUUUAGUUUCUGCUCUGAUCCGGGCUUGGUGUGCUAAAAAGUACAGACAGAAUCCUAGUGGCUUCUAGAUGGAUCUGAUGAUGGAUCUUAGCCCGGCUUCUACCACAGUGGAAGGAAACAGUCACACAUCUGGGGAGACAUCUGCUGCUUCUCCGAGGCCUCCAGGCAGACAUGAAGGCUGUGGAACUCAGCCUGUAUCAUCACCCCCACCCCCAGUGCCUCACAUUUACCCCCGGAGCCAAGAGCUCGCCCGUCAGCUGUGUGUACAGUGAGUUCUUGGUUGAUGAGAAUAGGGAAGAGGUGAAUACGGCCCUUGGUGACCCUAGCACUUUAAAACUCACCUCUGUCGUGCCAGAAGUUUCCAGACCUCUCACCACUUCCACUUCCCCUGUCUCAUCGACGCCUGUUAGUCCAUUCUGACUCCUGUGUGUGCCCUGAGCUCAGACGGGGGCAUGAGGCUGUCCAGACACUUGGGCGAGACCUACCUAGUAAGUCCCUAUCUGUGAGCCUCCGACGUCUGUGUUCACUCCAGCGAGCAGGAGGGCUGGGUAGGGGUAAGUCAGAUGGGCUCUGCAGAAACUAUCACCUACAGACCCCACAAGCAGAGUGCGGAAGAAAUGGGAGUGGAGAGGUGGCUAGGUCCAGGCCCCUAGGCUCACGGUCCCGCUGUGGCAUGGCGGGGUGGCUCCCUCUUCGUUAAACACCAAACACAUCCUCAGUUUUCAGAACCUGCCCUAGCGUUAGAGCCUGGUCCAGGUGUCUGAUGAAACAGGCCAUUCUCUGAGAAGUUGUGGGACUCUGCCUGCAUCACCCACCACCACCCCCCACCCCCUCAGCACAGUUGUUCAUGCUACAGGAGAGCUGGGACAGGAGCAUCGUGACCCUGCCCCAGUGUGGGGAGGAAGAGCUGUGAGCCUGUGUUCAGCUCUGCGUGGGUCAUCUGUCCUCUGAAAUGGAACUGUCCUAUCACUUCCUCAUCCCUGUGGCUUCCCACCCUAGCCCUUGGUGUGACCUCCCGACUCCCAAACCACACGGUGUAUAACUACAGCCUCUGGCUGUCUCAUGGCCGUACCUCCCCGGAGGCCACAGUGUCUGGGCCUCUGGCCAUUCCUUCCCUUGGCGAAUGCCAUGACAUUGACCUCCCCUCACAGGUAGAACAUGAGCCAUCAGGCUGGCAGCCGGGUCAACGCUUCCAGUCAUCCCACGGCACCAAACCGCACGGGGCAUCACACACAGCCCCCUGACGGCGAGCCUGGGUCUCGCUCUCUACUGUGAACAUCUCUGUUCAGAAAGCUUUGAGCCCUGCAGUGAAUGUGGCCUUGUGCUGGGGACCAGAUAGGAGUAGUCAUGGUCCCUGCCUUAAGAGCUGUCUAUCUGCCGGGGGCCAUUAUGCAGGGGACCCAACAUCUGCCUGGGACCCUGGGGCCACUUGGCCCCGAGGGUGCUGGAACUUUCCCCACUUCCUCUCUGAGGCCUCCUCCGUACUGCCCUUCCUUUAAGGGAGUCCCCCAUCAUGGUCCCUGUUUCCUUUUCUACUUUAAGUGACUGUGAAUUGAGGUUAGGAAAGUCGGCCUCCUCUGUGCUCUCCUUGUCCCCCGGGAAACACAUGAAGAAUGACAGAUACUGUGAAUUCAGCCCCUGUAGCCACUGUGAAGGCAACACAAAGAGGCUUGAGCUGCAGGGGGGCUGCCCCCCUAAAGUCUGAGUCCAGCAGAAACUUUGUCCUUUUCCAGGCACUCUGAGUUCCCAGCCUCGCCUCCAAGGAGGCCUUGACCCAUCAGAGUGGCGGCGAAUCCUAGCUAGUGCUGGUCUGUCUGGCUGCUCCUAUGCACCAAAUCGAAGCCCUUGGCCAUUGUCAUCUUGUGGUCCAGGCUGGGAGUGGCAAGCAUGUGUUGCUCUGUAGUGACAGAGAGGGGUGGAAUAGCCAUGCUGUGCUGUGGCACUAGCCAGGACAUCAUCGGUGUGUGCUCCCGGUGUCUCUGUGGCCACAAGGCACACGUUUAUUUGCUCAUUUUGAAUGUGAUGUAAAAUUUGUACAGUAAAAGUUUUUAUAUUUUCUAUCAAUUGCAUUUGUCUUCCAGAAAUGCUUUAAUUUAAAUUAAAAUGGUUAGUCUGGAUGAACGUGUUAUAUUGGGGUUUUUGCCACUGCUAAGAAUGUACCCUCUGGCUGAGCCAGGCCUAGGGGUCUGGAGUUUGUGAAUAAAGUUUUACCAAGGUC